UUUGAUAGAGUUGGCAGCACCACAUGUUAUUGGAGCACUGCGUUUCGUUUUAAACAAUUAUAAUUCAGUUUAAUUAAAGCAUGUUGUGCACACGCGCAGCUGCGAGGCUUGGAAGUGUCUUGACCACAUCAGGACUUGUAGCGCACCAAACGUAUACGCAUCGAGUGGCAGCAGCUGCGGCAGUAAGAUUCACUGAGCAAUGUCGACUCUGUUCCACUGGUGUUGUGGACAGCCCGGGAAAAACAACAAAACAAGCUACGGAAGAUGGUAGCAUAUUGAAACGUGUUCUCAACAAAGUGGGCUUUACGCCCAAUACAAAAGCCCGCCUCAAGGUUACGAGUCAUCUCCUGUAUGAGAGUGUGGCGGACAAGAUCAACUACGUUGCCUUCUUUCGCGAUUUUAAUUUGCCCAACACGUUUAACUCCUGGUUCCUAGUCACUGAGUUGCAUGUCUGGCUGCUUAUGCUGCGUUCAAUGGCCGAAGGAUCAGAAACUGGCGAGGAUGGACGGUUCCUGAGGAACUGUAUCGUCGAGGCAAUGUGGGGAGAUGUAAAUACACGUGCCAAGAAACUGGGAGCCAAUAAUCCCUCUCAAACGAGGAAGCAAAUUGAGACUCUCUCGGAACAGUUUCAGGCCGCUCUCAUUGCCUACGACGAGGGCAUCAUGUCCGAUGACCGAGUGCUGGCAUCUGCUCUUUGGCGUCGCUUCUUCGAAAUGGAUUGUGAGGAUUACGCUCAAAUUGAGCGUCUGGUCAAGUAUGUGAGGAAACAGGCACUUAUGUUGGAUAGUUUAAGUCGCGAUCAGUUCAUAACAAAGCCAAACGUGGCUUGGCAUGAUCUGGACAAGUGCAAAGUGGAUGCAUAGAAAAUGUUUUUUUUCUUUUAGUUU
Drosophila hydei is the source of this 887-nucleotide messenger RNA. It is a transcript of the gene Uqcc1, whose product is annotated as ubiquinol-cytochrome-c reductase complex assembly factor 1. The coding region runs from base 81 to 863 and encodes 260 amino acids. Gene Ontology annotation, cellular component: mitochondrion. Lineage: Eukaryota; Metazoa; Arthropoda; Insecta; Diptera; Drosophilidae. Gene Ontology annotation, biological process: mitochondrial respiratory chain complex III assembly. The record is from RefSeq and is a predicted model, not a curated record. The transcript has 4 exons.